Messenger RNA from Diutina rugosa, 1614 nucleotides. RefSeq lists its product as uncharacterized. NCBI's taxonomy places the organism in Eukaryota, Fungi, Ascomycota, Pichiomycetes, Serinales, Debaryomycetaceae. Gene Ontology annotation, biological process: nucleoside diphosphate catabolic process. Bases 1 to 1614 code for a protein of 537 amino acids. The transcript has a single exon. Gene Ontology annotation, cellular component: membrane. Gene Ontology annotation, molecular function: nucleoside diphosphate phosphatase activity. The record is from RefSeq and is a predicted model, not a curated record.
AUGCCCCAGUCAGGACCGUUAUUAAGCGACGACGGACUCCCCCUUAAUUACCUUGUCGUCAUCGACGCCGGCUCCACGGGGCUGAGAGUAUACGUGUACAGCUACCUCGAUCCUGUCGUGUUGCAAAAAGUGCCCAAAGCGCCUAAACUGCCGAAAUUGCCUCAAUUGCAUUAUAACAAGAAAUGGCACCAUAAACUGAAACCGGGGCUUUCCAGCUACGCCGAUUCACCCGAGGAUAUCCAUUCCCACUUGGCGCCGCUUGUGGAGAAGGCGAAAAAGUGGAUCCCCGACACUCAGCACUCCCGAACCCCUAUUCUCUUACAUGCCACCGCCGGGAUGAGAUUAGUCUCCUCAGAUAAACAAGGGCCAGUGAUGUCUGCUGCCUGUGAAUACCUUCAACAACACCUGGGGUUCUGGCUUCCAUCGUGUGAGGAUCACGUCAAUAUCGUCGAUGCCGAUAUUGAAGGAGUGUACGCUUGGCUCGCUAUUAAUCAUGCUAAGGGAGCUUUUGAUAACCCUGACGAUCACCAACACGGCGAUGGCCACACUACUUACGGUGUGCUUGAUAUGGGAGGAGCGCUGACCCAAAUCGUGUUCCAGCCUAACUCUACGGAAACCGACCACCACCGCCAGGACUUGUUUAAGCUUGACUUAGUCAAUCAAGACUCGACUCCGAGAAACUAUGACCUUUACGCUCACCUGUUCUUAGGGUUUGGCAUGUACCAGGCGUUGGAUAAGUACGAGCAGCUCAUGGACUCCAACCCCUGUUAUCCUAAAGGCAAAGGCGGUCUGAGCAAUUUCACCAUGUGUUUGAACCUGCUUGAUGCUGUGGUGCAAACUCAAUGCCCUUCAACCACUACCAACUCUACUGGGUGUCUUCUUUCCGACCCUAAAGUGCCGACGCUUGAUUUCGCCGUCAACCACUUUGUUGGGGUCCUGGGCUAUUGGGACGCUAUUGAAGGGAUCAUUGACCAAGAUAGUGACGACGAAGGCGAAUACAACUACGAAAACGUCUACAACGCCACCAGGAAAGUGUGUGACCUGCUGUGGAAACAAUUGAAGAAAUUGGACCUUGACAUCAAGCACGACGACGAUUUGGCGAUGGCGUGCUUCAAACUGGCGUGGGUAUUAGCAUUCUUGCACCGUGGGCUUGGUUUCCCCCGGUUCGGCCUCGAUACGCCGCUGAAGGACGACCAGAACUUCCGCCAGUUGGAGGUAGUGGAAGAAUUGGGCGAGUUCAAGUUCUCGUGGACGCUUGGGAGAGCAUUGCUCUACGCCAGCGACGAGUACGCUGCCGCUAAGGGCGAGGUUCGCGCUGGCUACGUCACUGCCAACGGCACCUUGGUGUACGGCCUGGAACAAACCGAACAUAACAUGCGGCCACGGUUUGAGCUGAGCCGGUGGGACUCCCCCACCCACCGCUACACCGGGUUGCUGGUGUUGGUGUUGAUGUUUUUGACGCUUUUGUACGUGAUGGUGGGGCGGGAGCGGCGCCAGCGGGCGGUGCAGUGGGUCAAGGCCAAAUUCGGCCGCAAGCACGGCUACGUGCGGGUGGGCUCCACCGACGAUUUGGAGCUUCUGCAGUUCACUGUCGAGGACAGCCCGCCGGCUUAG